AUGAAUUUAACACGAGAAAAUUUUCGUGCAAUGAUUUUUUAUGACUUUCGAUGUCAUUUAAGUCAACAAGAAAGUUAUGAUAGACUACGAUUGGCCUUUCACGAUGAAGCCCCAUCUCGUGCGACUGUUUACAACUGGUUUAAUGAGUUUAAACGUGGUCGCACUAAUCUCACUGAUGAUUUACGUGAGAGACGGCCUUCUACGGCGACGACUGAAGAUAACAUCUGUGUUGUACGGCGUAUGAUAGAGACUGACAAAAGAGUGACCUAUCAGCAGAUUCGGACAAGCUUAGGCAUCGUUAUGAGUCAAGUGCACAAAAUCCUCCACGAACAUUUAGCGGUCAGGAAGCUUUGCGCCCGGUGGAUACCUCAUAAUUUGACUGAGGCUCAAAAACUCCAUCGUGUGGAUUGGUGCCGUAAAAUGAUUGAAAGAUUUAACGGAGGUGACUCAAAUGCUGUGUUCGACAUACUAGCAGGUGACGAAAGCUGGAUUUACUGUUAUGAUCCUGAAACCAAAAGACAAUCUGCUCAGUGGGUGUUUCCUUUCGAGGAGUUGCCAACUAAAGUGAAGAGAGAUCGAAGUGCGGGAAAAAAAAUGGUGGAACGUCCAAAGAACGAGUUUGGAAGGAUAGGUCAUUUCGCAACAAUUAUGUUAGAGGAUCAAAAAACAGUUUCUGCAGAAUGGUACACUACCAAUUGUUUGCCACUUGUCUUCGAGAGAAACGACCUCGCAGUAGGAUCCUCCUUCACCACGACAACGCCUCGUCGCACACCGCCAAGCGAACGAUCGACUAUUUGGCGACAUCAAACGUUGAAUUAUUGGGUCACCCGCCGUAUCAGUGGCUAA
This is a messenger RNA of Hyposmocoma kahamanoa, 846 nucleotides long. RefSeq lists its product as uncharacterized. NCBI's taxonomy places the organism in Eukaryota, Metazoa, Arthropoda, Insecta, Lepidoptera, Cosmopterigidae. Gene Ontology annotation, molecular function: nucleic acid binding. Bases 1 to 846 code for a protein of 281 amino acids. The record is from RefSeq and is a predicted model, not a curated record. The transcript is spliced from 2 exons.